CGUCUUGAAUCUUUCCCGUGUGCCUUCACUUCAAAUCUAAACACAGCGGUCGUCACAUUAUUUACGAUGAUUUUGGCGAUGAUAUUCUGACUUUCUUGAUCAUGGCCUCAGUUCACACAUGCUGGGCCACAGUGAGAACGAGGGAACGUUUCUCAUUCGCAAAUUGACCAGGACACACUUGAAGGAACACGAAGACCCUGAUUGGCACACUACUUGGCUUGCCAGAGAAGUUUGCACCCAGCCUCUUUGUCCUGGAACCAAUUCAAGCAGGGUUGCUAUUAUUACUUGUUCCUGUACAGGAUUUGAUGAAUACAAUAGUUUCUCUCAUUUUGAAUCACAUUAUUUAUAUCUGUAUCGACAGCUGCAGGAACAUCACUACUCCCACUUGCCCUCAACUCAAUCCGUUACUUUUACGUCACAUGGAGACUCACUCUGGGACAACGACAGGUCCUCAUCGGUCAUCGAUGACACUUCCUGUUUCUGCAGAUGGAAGCGAGACUGCCCUCAUUGAGCAGUGUGGCGCUCAUAUUGGCGAAGACACGGUUGCAUCAUCCGAGUCCGUGCCCGCCCUUCGCUUUCAAAAGAAUACUCUCCCCCAUCUCCCAGUCGAGAUUCUUGCGAAUAUAUUCAUGUACAUCGUAUCAGAGGAGGAGAGUUAUAUGGGCGUAUCCAACCCUCGCGGUGCUCCUGCGUGUCUGGCGGCCACGCACGUCUGCAGGUACUGGCGCGAAACCGCCCUCGAGUGCUCGACUCUUUGGGCAUUCAUCGAUGGCGUCUCUGCUCAGUGGCUAUCCACCAUGCUGGAGAGGUCGAGGAAAGCUGCCCUGGUCGUCAUUUACAAUGAUCCCAAACCGCUACGACAAUGUGGCUUUGAGAAAAUUCUUUUACAGUUACCUCGAAUCAAAUUUCUCCAGUUGUGUCCAUCUCCACCGGAGGCUGAUCGCAUUUUGGACUGCUUGUCAUCGCUACCCGCACCGUUGCUUCAUACAUUCAAAUUCGUGGUCUUUGGGAACGCAACAUUCGCUAAGCCCAUAUCAGACACCAUUUUUCAAGGAAAAGCACCCCGACUUCGGAGCGUCCAGCUCGUGCAAUGCUAUUAUAGUUGGACAUCAUGUAUUUUCAGUGGGCUUCGCUCUCUUCAUAUAGGAUUGUCCCCUAAGCGUAGUCCUCUGUCGCAAAUCCUCUCGGCUCUGAGACGCAUGCCUGAAUUGGAGCUACUUACGCUUGAACCUCGAAGUUUCAAACACUCUAACGCGCCCUUCGAUCAAGUUGCACUCCCUCGGUUGAGAAGGAUGGAGUUGUCUAACUCUACUAUCCACACUGCUACAUCCUUCUUUUCACAUCUAGUCCUUCCCGUUGAUGUCAGGGUUGUCCUAAGCCUCACGAAAAUCGAAAGCGCUCAAAGUUUUGCUGAUCUAUUUUCGGUCAUACACAAGAAUCAUGACGAAUCUGUUCCCGUCAUUCGGUCCCUACGUGUCAGCCUUUUGCACGACCUUUUCACACUCCGGUUCAGCACGUCAAUACCUGAGCAUCCGUGGGCCCCUCGUGACAGCGACAUACGACUCUCCAUUGCAUUCUUACACAACUCAUGGAUCACAAAACCAGACAUCUUAUUUGACAUUUGUCGUAUGGUCCCGCAUCGCAAAAUUCAACAUCUGGUUGCGUCCUUCCCCGGCCUCGAUACUACAGAGGAGUUCUGGCGCACGGGAUCAGUAGACCUUCCAAAGCUCGAAAGUAUCCAUCUGGACGACACCCCUAUUCAAGGCUUGCUCCUUGCGCUCCUGGCUAGAGAUGAGCGGCGCCAUCCAGCGUAUCCCUCGCUUCGCGUUUUAGAGCUUGAGAAUAUCAAUUUAGGAUGUAAGGAACGUUUGUUUCUUGAGCAGGUUCUCACUGUGCUCCGAGACGGCCGCGGUGUCGGCAUACACACGCUCCGACUGACGAGGUGCAGGAAUCUGAUGUGCGAUGAUGUGGCGCGACUUCAGACAACGGUUUUUGUCGAUUGGGACAGGCAUGAAGAUGCAUUAACGGACACCGACGGUGGUUGUCUUUGCCACAGCUGCAACGAUAACAAUUCUGAGUAAUAUGAUUUGAAUGCUGUUGUGCUUUCCGGGGACUUAGUUUAACAUGUCCGGACGUGGACCCAAUCACAGCUUUCACAUGCACACACAGUGCGUCGUCACUCAAGCAAAGACGACCGUUCUCGGUGAAUUUCAG
Messenger RNA from Suillus plorans, 2214 nucleotides. RefSeq lists its product as uncharacterized. The transcript has 4 exons. Lineage: Eukaryota; Fungi; Basidiomycota; Agaricomycetes; Boletales; Suillaceae. The coding region runs from base 306 to 2081 and encodes 591 amino acids. Gene Ontology annotation, molecular function: protein binding. The record is from RefSeq and is a predicted model, not a curated record.